Penaeus chinensis is the source of this 1034-nucleotide messenger RNA. Its product is annotated as glycine-rich cell wall structural protein-like. The coding region runs from base 86 to 877 and encodes 263 amino acids. Gene Ontology annotation, cellular component: extracellular region. The record is from RefSeq and is a predicted model, not a curated record. Gene Ontology annotation, molecular function: peptidase inhibitor activity. The transcript has 4 exons. NCBI's taxonomy places the organism in Eukaryota, Metazoa, Arthropoda, Malacostraca, Decapoda, Penaeidae.
AAACCGGCUUUGAAAAAGCAAACUGGCAUCUAAGAUCCUAGCUGGUUUUCUCUCUUGAUCAGUAUAUAUAGAAGCAAGUACAGUGAUGUCCGUCCAUAGCAAAGGAAAGACGCCGAACAGCAGCAUGUGCGUGGCGGCGUUUCUCGUGGUGGUCAUGGCGGCCGCAGCAACGGCUGACAGUGAGGAAGUGCAGGACGUCGUCUUCAGCACUCCGACCCGAGGUCUCGUGGACAGCCUCAUUGGCGGGGGCAUUGUGGAAGGCCAUAUAGGAAUUAGCACGGGUCAUGGCAGUCAUGGUCAUUAUCCAGGAGGCCACUAUCCAGAGGGUCACUAUCCAGGAGGCCACUAUCCAGGAGGUCACUAUCCAGGUGGUCACUACCCAGGAGGCCACUACCCCGGAGGUCAUCCUCCAGGAGGUCAUUAUCCUGGUCAGGGAGGCCAUUAUCCAGGAGGCAAUUAUCCCGGUCAGGGAGGCCAUUAUCCAGGAGGCCAUUAUCCCGGUCAGGGAGGCCAUUAUCCAGGGGGCCAUUAUCCCGGUCAGGGAGGCCAUUAUCCAGGGGGCCAUUAUCCUGGUCAGGGGGGCCAUUACCCCGGUCAGGGAGGCCACUACCCCGGCCAAGGAGUGUGCAACGUGUGGUGCCGUGGGCCCAACAACAAAAGGUAUUGCUGCGGCCGAGACGCCACUCAGGGUCAAGUCGUUAGACCGGGAUCCUGUCCCGUUGUGCGAGACAGUUGUCCUCCGAUCCACUUCGGAGUCAGUCGGCCCAGCUCCUGCGCCCACGACGGACAGUGCCUGUCGGGUACUGACAAGUGCUGCUACGACGUGUGUCUUGGGUAUCAAGUGUGCAAGCUUGCUUUAUCAAGCCUUGGUCGCUAGAAACUAUUUUUGUUCUGAACGACACUGGGCCACUGGCAACAGUAUCAUUAUUUAUUUAUGCCGGUAUCUUUAUGGUCACGUGCCUUCACUUCUACAGCCAGGCACGUCGCCGUUAGAUACUGUUAUAAUUUAUUGACAAAGAAAUGUUCAAAAUCUA